AUGAGGAACAAUCCAAGAGCAGUGUUACUGGGCUGGGGUUCAUUGGCCGGUUGUGCCCUGGGAGGAUACCUAUUUGCCAAACAUUAUACCAACACCAAGCUCAGAAAGUACUCUGAUGAAGGAGGAUUUGGCAACACCAAUGCGUCUUCAUCGGCCGAGAGGGAGCCAGGACAACGAUCCGUCAACCGACGGUUGUAA
Umbelopsis ramanniana AG is the source of this 198-nucleotide messenger RNA. RefSeq lists its product as uncharacterized. The record is from RefSeq and is a predicted model, not a curated record. Bases 1 to 198 code for a protein of 65 amino acids. The transcript is spliced from 3 exons. Lineage: Eukaryota; Fungi; Mucoromycota; Umbelopsidomycetes; Umbelopsidales; Umbelopsidaceae.